Camellia sinensis is the source of this 801-nucleotide messenger RNA. Lineage: Eukaryota; Viridiplantae; Streptophyta; Magnoliopsida; Ericales; Theaceae. The record is from RefSeq and is a predicted model, not a curated record.
AUGUGCAAAGUCUUUCCAUCCAGCCUGGGAGAAUUCGGACUCCGAUGGUUCAAUCGUCUCCUUGCUGAAUCGAUUUACAACUGGAAGCAACUUUCUGAAGAGUUCUUGGCUAGAUUUGUUUCUAACGCCAAAAUCUCGAAAGAACCAGACACCUUGUUCGGUCUCCGAAAGGAACAGGAGGAAACAUUGCGUAAUUAUGUAAGAAAGUAUCAGAAAGAGUAUAAUGAUUUGAAGGAAAAUGUUUGCAACGAACAGAUGGUUGUAAUGUUUUUUAAACAUGGACUGCGUCCGGAAAGCAAGUUGAGACAAUCACUUACCAAACGCCCAGCCACAGUACUAAAGGACUUACGUGCCAGGAUUGAGCAGUACGCUCGCCUUAAAGAUGAUCAGAUCCUCAUCGAGGUGGCAUCGGCCGAACAAACAACUCUGGAAAAUAGAAGAAAAGCAGAUCGAGGGGAACCCCGAGGAGUCGUUGUGAAUGAAGCGGACAAGUCUAAAUCCCACGAAGCAGUUGUCACAGUCUUCAAGGAACCUAUCUAUCGUAUUAUGGAAAAAAUCAAGAGAGAACCGUUCUUUACUUGGCCACCAAAGAUGUUAGGGGAUCCAGUUUGGCGCAAUCAAAAGCUUAGAUGUACCUAUCACCAGGACCGGAGGCAUAUGACUCAGAACUGCAGAGCUUUGAAACAACACCUUGAGGAUUUGGUAGUUGUUGGGCAUCUCCAAGAGUACAUCGAUCCAGACAAAGUGGUAAUCGAGCAGGGGAAUCUCCCGCUAGAACCAAAUACAGAGCAUCCACUUUGA